UUAAUUCGGCCGCCCUGGUUUGUCGUCUCUCUCGUCUCCGUUCACUCCUCCCUUCGUCCUCUCCCCCUCCGCUCCGGCGUCGUUCCUCUGCGUUUUUGCCUCCCUCCUUCUCCCUCUUCCUCUCUCUCCUGUCUUCUCUCUUCUCUCUGCGGAGUUCUGUACUUUAAGCUCUAGUCUCUCUCUCUCUCGCUCUCUCUUUCUCUCUCCAUCCUUCUCUCUCUCUCUCGCGGACACAUACAUACACGCGUAUCUGAGUAGGAUCUUCGAUUUCACACUCUACUGCGUCUGCGCCAUCUCUGUUUUCCCUCCUCACAUCAGAAGAAGAAGAAGAACUGUCCCCCGUCCUUUCCCCUGUUCAGAGCACCCCCCUCCUCCUCCCUUCCUCUUCUUCGACGAGGAAUCUCCGGCGCAAGUUAGCAGCCCCCCUCCCCCUCCCCGCCCGCGGCGGCGCAGAGAACGCGCGCGCGAGAGAGAGAGAGAGAGUGCGCAGGCUAGGCCAGCUUGUCCGAAACUCUCGGGCCGUUGCUAUGAUCAUCAGAAAGGCCGCCUCGGCGAAGGUCGCGUUUUGGGUCUAGGCUGCUCCUCCUCCUUCGUUCCGCGGUUCGUCUCCUCCUUCGCCUCUCCCGGGUCUCGGAUCUCUCGCCGCCUCAUGGCUGGCGAUAACGAAGUCAACGCCAAUGAAUCUAAGAGAGUUGUUCCCUUAAACACAUGGGUCCUCAUCUCCAACUUCAGGCUCGCGUACAAUCUCCUCCGCCGGCCCGACGGGACCUUCAAUAGAGACUUGGCUGAGUUCCUUGACCGGAAAGUGCCUGCCAACACCAUUCCGGUCGACGGAGUCUUGUCGUUUGAUCACGUCGUCGAUCGCCCCACUGGCCUUCUGAACCGGGUGUACUUGCCGGUGCCCCAUGAUGCAUCUCAAUGGGGAUUUGAAGAGCUCGAGAAGCCUCUUAGCACCACCGAGGCUGUCCCUGUCAUUUUAUUCUUCCACGGCGGGAGCUUCAGCCACUCCUCUGCCAACAGUGCAAUUUAUGACACCUUCUGCCGCCGCCUCGUCGGCCUUUGCAAGGGGGCGGUCGUGUCGGUGAAUUACCGCCGCUCGCCCGAACACAGAUACCCCUGUGCCAACGAUGAUGGUUGGGCAGCCCUGAAGUGGGUGAAGUCGAGACCUUGGCUAAUGAGUGGGAAAGACUCUAAAGUCCAUGUCUAUUUAGCUGGGGAUAGCUCGGGCGGUAACAUCGCUCAUCACGUGGCGGUCAGGGCUGCCGAGGCCGAGGUGGAAAUACUAGGUAAUAUCCUUCUUCAUCCUUUGUUUGGCGGGCAAGAAAGAACCGAAUCCGAGAAGAGAUUAGAUGGGAAAUACUUCGUUAAAAUAGAGGAACGCGAUUGGUACUGGCGGGCUUAUCUUCCGGAAGGGGAAGACCGAGAUCACCCUGCCUGCAAUCCCUUCGGUCCCCGUGGCAGAAGCCUUGAGGGGCUUAAGUUUCCGAAGAGCCUCAUCGUUGUGGCGGGUCUGGAUAUUCUCCAGGACUGGCAAAUAGCUUAUGUGGAAGGGUUAAAAAGGAACGGUCAAGAAGUGAAGUUGCUAUAUCUGAAGCAGGCCACGAUCGGCUUUUACUUCCUCCCGAACAACGAGCAUUUCUACUGCCUGAUGGAGGAGAUCAAAAACUUUGUCAAGCCUAACUGUUAAAUAUAAGACCCACUUAACCUUACUUACAGGCAGAAGCAGUCCAUACAUAACAGAAGCUUUGACUGUUUUCAGGUUUUGUAUUUGGUUUUCCAUCUAUUGCAGUGGUGGGUUGUGUAGUAUUUUUCUUUGGGUUUUCUCCCCUCUUUGCUGUUCUAGCAUUUGUGGUGGUAGAAUGAGAGUUCUAUCGAUCAGUCGGGUCUCUGGAGAUAGUGGCCUUCGUUGUGGCGGAUCGGACUCUGCUAUACCAAUUGGAGAGAUCGUCUUAUAUCUAAUAUAACCUCUUACUGUUGUUCAGCUUCCAGCUGAGGAUUAAUGGGGUGGCAGGACCGGUGGCAUCGACGUGGGGUGGUCGAUCGAUCUGGUCUUAGCAGGUGAUCAUUCUUAGGAGCACUAAUUUCUGGACUUUGAUUAUACGCUCGUGGUAUGGACUAUGUAUGUGAUACUUGUGGCCUAGAUAAAUACAAGAAAAGGCUUUUGCCUGUAUAUUUUCCUUCUCGAA
This is a messenger RNA of Eucalyptus grandis, 2186 nucleotides long. RefSeq names its product gibberellin receptor GID1B. The record is from RefSeq and is a predicted model, not a curated record. Bases 650 to 1687 code for a protein of 345 amino acids. Gene Ontology annotation, biological process: floral organ morphogenesis; raffinose family oligosaccharide biosynthetic process; positive regulation of gibberellic acid mediated signaling pathway. Lineage: Eukaryota; Viridiplantae; Streptophyta; Magnoliopsida; Myrtales; Myrtaceae. Gene Ontology annotation, molecular function: hydrolase activity; gibberellin binding. Gene Ontology annotation, cellular component: cytoplasm; nucleus. The transcript is spliced from 2 exons.